UUUCUCUGGAUGAGUCGAGACCUGCGUUUGCCUUUGGCCCUGACUCCCUCUAGUAGUCGUUCUUUUUGAGGUUAAACAGGUUUAAGGAGUCUUUUGGACUUCCCCGGGGAAAGGAAUCUUCAACAAAGGUGGUUCUGGACGAGUUAACACACAUGGUUGGAGGGCGGCGGCACGUAACUGUCCCUGUAAACCAGAAGUUUGUUGGCCAGUCCUCACCAUUGGCCAAACGGCCCUGCUCCGCCCUGGUUCAGCCAGUGUUGAGGUCUAAGGAAACAAGCUCUCACUUCUCCAUUGGAAGCUUGCUAGCCACAGGAUGAGUCUGCAGUGGACUGCAGUUGCUACCUUCCUCUAUGCGGAGGUUUUUGCUGUGUUGCUUCUCUGCAUUCCCUUCAUUUCUCCCAAAAGAUGGCAGAAGAUUUUCAAGUCCCGCCUGGUGCAGUUGGUAGUGAGCUAUGGCAACACAUUCUUUGUGGUUCUCAUUGUCAUCCUUGUGCUGCUGCUCAUUGAUGCUGUACGUGAGAUUAAGAAGUAUGAUGACGUGACUGAAAAAGUGAACCUGCAGAACAAUCCUGGGGCUAUGGAACACUUUCAUAUGAAGCUUUUCCGUGCUCAGAGGAAUCUCUACAUUGCUGGCUUUUCUUUGUUGCUGUCCUUCCUGCUUAGACGCCUGGUGACUCUCAUCUCCCAGCAGGCCACACUGCUGGCCUCCAAUGAAGCCUUUAAAAAGCAGGCAGAGAGUGCUAGUGAGGCAGCCAAGAAAUACAUGGAGGAGAAUGACCAGCUAAAGAAGGGAGCUGCUGUGAAUGGAGACAAGUUGGAUGUUGAAAGUGCUGAGGUGAAGUUGGAGGAAGAGAACAGGAACCUGAAGGCUGACCUGAAGAAACUGAAGGAUGAACUGGCUAGCAUCAAGAAAAAACUAGAAAAAGCUGAAAACGAGGCCCUGGCCAUGCAGAAGCAGUCUGAGGGCCUCACUAAGGAGUAUGAUCGCCUGCUGGAGGAGCACGCAAAGCUUCAGGCUUCAGUACAUGGUUCCACGGACAAGAAGGACGAGUGAGAGCCUGUCUCUUCUGCCUGCAGCUGGCUUCCACCUGGCCUGUGUUUGCUGCUUCCUGGGAGCUCAGCCUAUCCCUCUGGUACUUGGGUUCACUCCCUUCUACUUCCCUCAUUUCCUUCCAUAGCUUAUAGCUCAUUCAGCAUCUUUCCACACACUGUCAUUAUACCACAAGGAACCCAGUUGUUAUUCAUUCAGAAUGAUUUUACUAUUGUCCUGCCUGGCCAGGCCCCUUUCCACUCCUAGGAGUGUGGAGGGCACUUGUUACCUGGCCUGAGUUUGAGCUCCUUUUGUUUUGCCAUGUUCAUAUGUUCUUUGGUCCUGCAGGAAGCUUGUGAAGCAGGCCACCUAGUUUCUCCUGGGGACAAUAAAGGUUGUUGUUACUGUA
Molecule: messenger RNA, 1439 nt
Organism: Jaculus jaculus (lesser Egyptian jerboa)
Lineage: Eukaryota; Metazoa; Chordata; Mammalia; Rodentia; Dipodidae
Gene: Bcap31
Product: B cell receptor associated protein 31
Exons: 9
Coding region: 314-1054 (246 amino acids)
Biological process (GO): intracellular protein transport; endoplasmic reticulum to Golgi vesicle-mediated transport
Cellular component (GO): endoplasmic reticulum membrane; endoplasmic reticulum
Source: RefSeq, a predicted model, not a curated record